This is a messenger RNA of Arachis duranensis, 1695 nucleotides long. RefSeq lists its product as uncharacterized. NCBI's taxonomy places the organism in Eukaryota, Viridiplantae, Streptophyta, Magnoliopsida, Fabales, Fabaceae. Gene Ontology annotation, molecular function: protein binding. The record is from RefSeq and is a predicted model, not a curated record.
CGUAGUGGAUUUUGGUCCGCUUAUGCAUCUUCUUCUUCUUCUUCUUCAUGGCUGCUCCUGUCAAAGACUAUGUCUGGGAAAAAGAAUCAGACGGCUUGCCGUGGGACACACUUCGCCAUGUUUACGAGCUUGUGCAGAGUGGCAAUGAAUCAUUUCGAGAGAAUAGAAUGGAAGAGGCAAUCAGCUUUUAUUCGCGAGCCAAUAACAUUAAAUCUGGUGAUAUGGUCAUCCUAGGCAAUCGCUGUGCAGCUUAUAUUAGGAUUAGUCAAUAUUUGAAGCAUAGAACUCCAUCGGCUUCGGAACAUAGACCAUUGAGUGGGCUUGAUCCUACAACCCUUGCUGAACUGGGUUUGAAGGAUGCUGAGAAGCUUGUUGACCUGCAAAGUAAUUCAGCAAAUCCUUACAUUUUAAAGGCCCAUGCACUUCUUUUGUUGGAGAAAUAUGAGAAAGCCAGGGAUGUUAUUCUUUCCGGUCUACAAGUCGAUCCAUUUAGCAAUCCUCUUCAAGCUUCUCUUCAAAAUUUGGAAAGACUGCCAUCUCAUUCAACAAGGAUGAAUAGACAUGCACAACCAGAGCGAAAUGAUGAGUUUGAUUGCACUCUCUGCCUGAAGUUGCUGUAUGAACCUGUUACAACCCCUUGUGGACAUUCCUUUUGCCGUUCAUGUCUAUUUCAGUCAAUGGAUUCUGGGAACAGAUGCCCUUUGUGCAGGACAGUUCUGUUUAUUAGUCCAAGAACAUGUUCAAUCAGUGUGACAUUGAAGAACAUCAUAGAGAAGAACUUUCCUGAGGAGUAUGCAGAACGGAAACAAGAGCAUGACAGUUUAAUCAACCCUGGUGUAGAUUUGCUGCCCCUCUUUGUUAUGGAUGUUGUCAUACCAUGUCAAAAGUUUCCGCUCAAUAUAUUUGAACCUCGGUAUAGAUUGAUGGUAAGAAGAAUAAUGGAAGGCAAUCAUCGGAUGGGAAUGGUUAUCACUGAUUCUUCAACAGGUUCUUUAGCCGAGUAUGGCUGUGAAGUGGAAAUCACUGAGUGUGAGCCACUUCCAGAUGGUCGUUUCUAUAUAGAGAUUGAAAGUCGCAGGAGAUUUCGCAUCAUCUGUUCAUGGGAUCAGGAUGGGUAUCGUGUUGCUCAGGUUGAAUGGGUUCAGGAUAUUAUGCCAGCAGAAGGGACAAAAGAAAGAGAGAUUUUACAGGAAUUGACAUGUAAUGCAGCAGAAAAUGCUCGAUCAUGGAUAAGAAGAGCUAGAGAAGCAACAAGACUAGAUCCAAGAAGAAUCGAGAGACUCCUGAAUGUUGAAGCAAUGAUGCCGUCGACACGAGACCCUGAGCGUUUCAGUUUUUGGCUGGCUACCCUAUCAAACCGAAGGCCUUCGGACAGAUUGGAUCUCCUUCGCAUAAGAGAUACCACAGAGAGGAUUAGACGAGGCCUUAUAUUUCUUAGAGCAGAGGAACAAGGCUGCAGAAUUCAGUAACAAAACAAGCUUUGGAGUGCUUCCAACUUAAUAUUUGUUUAUUGCAAAUUCAUUUACAAGUCACUCUAUUCUUUGGCCUCAUAAAUGACUGUUAAUGAGGUCACUUUUGUUGUAUCAUAGGGUUGAAGUCGAACCCACUUUUUUCUAAUAUAUGUACAUGAUUUUUAUUUAUCUAAACGAAAAUCUGGGCUAGUAAUGCUGGCAGAAUACAGCUUUAAGAAUUUAA